AGGAGCUCAGGAGCGCAAGAGGGCCAGCAAGGACCUGGAGUCGGACAGAGGACUAAUCCAGCUGGAGAGGCACUUCUUGUCAUCAGCAGCUCCGGUCAUGUUCAACUACCUGGCAGUAGAGGUGAGACCCCAGUUCCACCGCAGCUAUGGAAGCCAGCAAGGGGUGUCCGGGCCACUGAAGAGCCGCCUGGAGCAGCUGAAGAAGCCGUGGUGGAGGGAAACCACCCCACUGGUGCUCCAGCACAGUGAAACAGCCCGGCUGGCCAUCGACGCCUUUCUCGAGCAGGGGGAACGUGGCUACAUGAGUGCCAUCACUGAGGAGAGGGAGCUGCCUUUCCUUUCCACCCUGGACAUGGAAUAUAUCAGCCAUCAGAGAAACCAAAGCGUUCCAGAUCCUAGCACCAUGAGAGACAAAGAGGCCGACCCUGGCGAUGCAGAUGCUGGAGACAGGUCCUCCCUCAACUCUGAACUGACCUCUGGCACCUACUUUCCUCUCAUGUCUGACGUGCACCCUCCGGAGCUGGAGCUGGGGUGGCCGGGGACGCCGCUCCUCACAAUGUCCGGCCAGACUCAAGCCACCGUGAUUUUCCAAAGAAACAAAGCCAACAGCAUUAAGGAUUUGCUCCGGUCUCUGAUCAGCCGGGCACGGACGGUGAUAGCAAUUGUGAUGGAUCUGUUCACAGACAUGGAGAUACUGUGUGACCUGCUGGAGGCCUCGAGCAGACGGCACGUACCCAUUUACCUGAUCCUGGAUGAAGAGUACUUGAAGCAUUUUGUGGAAAUGUGCAAUAAAAUGGCUCUUACUCAGGACAGCUUCCCAAACAUGCGCAUAAGAUGUCUGAGUGGAGACACCUACUACAGCAAAGCAGGCAAGAAAUUUGCAGGCCAGGUUCUGGAGAAGUUUAUCCUGAUUGAUUGUGACCAAGUUCUUGCUGGUACAUACAGUUUCACCUGGCUUUGUAGCCAAGUCCACACUGGCCUGGUGACCCACUUUCGUGGUCAAAUUGUUGCCGAGUUUGACAAGGAAUUCCGGUACUUGUACGCAGAGUCCCGCGCAGUGACCAGCUUCCGUGUGCCAGAUCCUGGAACGUGCUCCUCUUCUCAGAAUACCUCAAAAGUUGCCAACUCCCUUUUAAAACCCCCACAGGUGAACGAUGCUGAAACCUUGAGUCCCUCCAGCAGCCUCUCCAAUGUAAGCAUCAGAAGCAUAAAAAUGUCUCCCUUUCUAAAAAACUCCAGCUGCAACGUACACCAGGAAAAGCAAGAUUCAAGCUCUGAUUCUGGGAAUAAGAAGGGGAAAGAAGACACAUCUCUGAAGCCGGCUUGCCCUAAGCAGCAAGGAGAACCACCAGACUCACAAAACAAUAAACCCAAUCCAGCCUUGUAUCACAAACCAAACUUCAUGACAGCAAGGACAUUCUUGCAGCCGGAGCCUUCCCCUGCCCUGAGCUCCAAUAAACCUAGUUAUCAAGGGGACAAUAAGGCAAACAGCAGCCAGUGCUCCCCCCAGGAGCCGACGUUGCAGUCCCUUUCCGAUGGUGCCAGUAGCAAUGGGACGAGCAUGAAGCAGAAAGGGCCUGGUGUUACCUCCAGGGAACUGACCACAGAAAAUGACAACAGUUUUUACGGGAUGGAAAAAAAACCGAGUGCCGGACAAGGGAAGCUGGACCUGCUGCCCCCAUACAGCCAGCUAAAACGAGAUAAAAAGCCUGUAGUUCCUUGCUAUGACAAACUCACUGAGGACGUGCUGAUGGAAAAGAACAGCGCAUACGGGGCUGAGAAAAGAAUGACUCUCGGACACAGUAAGCUGGACCUGAUCACCAAGUACAACAAGUUAAAAUCUAAACAGAUACACAGUCGGUUCGAACUCUGACCUGGGCCUCAAGGUGUCCUUUGGUCUUAUUUUCAAGUGGCUGCUUUUCCCCAACAGUCAUCAUACCUGGGGUAUGAAAUCAAAAUACGGGUGGCAAAUUAGUCUGAUUCCUAUUAAAAGGUGUCUGUGCUGUUUCUAAUAUAUGCAGAUGACUGAUUCAGGUGAGAUUAGCAAGUACAGUUCAAAUUUUCAAUUACAAUAUCAUGGAAUCGUCUGGGUUGGAAGGGAACUUUCAGAUCAUCUAGUCCAAUCAUCAACCUAACUCUGAUAAA
This is a messenger RNA of Calidris pugnax (ruff), 2145 nucleotides long. RefSeq names its product family with sequence similarity 83 member C (gene SACK1C). Bases 98 to 1873 code for a protein of 591 amino acids. The record is from RefSeq and is a predicted model, not a curated record. Gene Ontology annotation, biological process: epidermal growth factor receptor signaling pathway. Lineage: Eukaryota; Metazoa; Chordata; Aves; Charadriiformes; Scolopacidae. The transcript has 4 exons.